Conger conger (European conger) is the source of this 1286-nucleotide messenger RNA. RefSeq lists its product as uncharacterized. The transcript is spliced from 6 exons. Gene Ontology annotation, biological process: response to bacterium. NCBI's taxonomy places the organism in Eukaryota, Metazoa, Chordata, Actinopteri, Anguilliformes, Congridae. The coding region runs from base 66 to 1097 and encodes 343 amino acids. The record is from RefSeq and is a predicted model, not a curated record.
CAGUGCAGGGAGCAAGAAGGGUCUCGAGGAGAGGAGAGUCUCAAGAAGCAAGUACAGAUACUGCGAUGGCACCACUCUACGCUAUUCUUGUGUUUUUCAGCAAAGUGUGUGGUCUGCUUGGGAAGAGUGUAGUUCAGUCUAACACGCUGGUGACAGCUGAGCUUGGAGGUACUGUGACUCUCGUAUGUUUCCAUCCUACAGAAGAUGUGACAUUCAUCAGCUGGUUAAAGCAACCUCUUGGACAGAAGCCUCAGCGUGUAGCAACUGUGUCAAGAUUUGGAUCAGAUGUUACAUUUCCAAAUGAGUUUAAAAACAGCACACGUCUCAGACCUAAUGGAACGAAGGGAAACUUUAACCUGACUAUCUCACAAGUAGAGCCAUCUGAUUCAGCAACAUACUUCUGUAUAACGACUACAACCUUCAGUGGGUUCAGUUUUGGAGAUGGAACUACUUUAAUGGUGAUGGAGUCCCAGAGCAGGACAGUAGUAUUCCAGCAGCCCGAGUCUGAGUCAGUGAAGCCAGGAGACUCUGUGACUCUGCAGUGUACAGUACACACUGAGACCUGUGCAGGAGAACACAGUGUGUACUGGUUCAGACAGGCCUCAGGAGAGUCCCCUCCAGGAAUCAUUCACACCCACGGACACAGGAGUAAUGAGUGCCAGAGGAGCUCUGGGACUGUGUCUCCCACACAGAGCUGUGUCUACAACUUCCCCAAGAGGAACCUCAGCCGCUCUGAUGCUGGGACUUACUACUGUGCUGUGGCCACCUGUGGGGAGAUCCUGUUUGGGAACGGGACCAAACUGCAUGUUGAGGAAAAUACACAUCUUCCUCUUUAUUGCUUGGCGGGAGCUUUGGCGUUGAGUGUGAUCCUGAAUGUUGUCCUCGCUCUCAACAGGAGCAAAAGCAGUGAGAAUUCCAGAGGGGCUGCAUCAAACAUCCAAAUGUUCAGAGAAGACUCUUCAAGUGCACAGUGUCGAGAUGAAACAAUGAAUUACGCAGCUUUGUCUUUCACCAAGAAACCCAAAGUGAGGAGGAAUAAGAGGGAAGUGCAGGGAGAAACGGUUUACUCUGAUAUGAGAUUUACACACCACAAGUGAAGCUUUCCAUAAUAAUUCAUCUUCAUCACAGGAAUGAUCAUAAUGUAUCACGAUGUAACAAUUCCUCACUAGCAUUGUGAACAUUAUAUGUGGCUGUAAAUGACACUGACCGAUGGUAUUUGCCUUUUCUUAGUGCUGUGCUUCUUCUUAAAUUCUGCUGUUGUUCAAAUAAAGUAAAACUUCAAAACA